Molecule: messenger RNA, 2902 nt
Organism: Myotis brandtii (Brandt's bat)
Lineage: Eukaryota; Metazoa; Chordata; Mammalia; Chiroptera; Vespertilionidae
Gene: GRIK5
Product: glutamate receptor, ionotropic, kainate 5
Exons: 19
Coding region: 294-2837 (847 amino acids)
Biological process (GO): modulation of chemical synaptic transmission; synaptic transmission, glutamatergic; monoatomic ion transport
Cellular component (GO): postsynaptic membrane; plasma membrane; kainate selective glutamate receptor complex
Molecular function (GO): kainate selective glutamate receptor activity; transmitter-gated monoatomic ion channel activity involved in regulation of postsynaptic membrane potential
Source: RefSeq, a predicted model, not a curated record
CCUUUCUCCUUCCUCCCCUCCUCGGCCCACCCUCUCCUUUUUCACCUGUCCUUUCUCCCUGCUCCUGAGGAGCCCCCGUUUUGGAUUAGUUGGGGCCACCACCGGAGGUGGGGGAGGGGGCCCUGUGGACUGCCCUCUCCCCCCCUCCCUGCCCCAGCCACACCACCGCCCAGUGCCAGAGCAUCUCCCCGCUGUCAUUUCUCGGGCCUCGAGGGAGCCCUGCCCUCCGUCCCACCAGGAUCCGUGGCGAGUGGGGGCCGCGGCAGCUGCGUCCCCAUGAGGAGGGGAGGAAGAUGCCGGCUGAGCUGCUGCUGCUGCUGAUUGUCGCCUUUGCCAGCCCCAGCUGCCAGGUGCUCUCAUCACUGCGCAUGGCUGCAAUCCUGGAUGAUCAGACGGUGUGUGGCCGUGGUGAGCGUCUGGCCCUGGCCCUGGCCCGGGAGCAGAUCAACGGGAUCAUCGAGGUCCCAGCCAAGGCCCGAGUGGAAGUGGACAUCUUUGAGCUGCAGCGGGACAGCCAGUACGAGACCACGGACACCAUGUGUCAGAUCCUGCCUAAGGGGGUCGUGUCUGUCCUGGGGCCUUCCUCCAGCCCUGCAUCUGCUUCCACCGUGAGCCAUAUCUGUGGGGAGAAGGAGAUCCCCCACAUCAAGGUGGGUCCCGAGGAGACGCCUCGCCUCCAGUACCUUCGUUUUGCAUCUGUCAGCCUGUACCCCAGUAACGAGGAUGUCAGCCUGGCGGUCUCCCGAAUCCUCAAGUCCUUCAACUACCCCUCGGCCAGCCUCAUCUGCGCCAAGGCCGAGUGCCUGUUGCGGUUGGAGGAGCUGGUUCGAGGCUUCCUCAUCUCCAAGGAGACGCUGUCAGUGAGGAUGCUGGAUGACAGCCGGGACCCCACGCCGCUGCUCAAGGAGAUCCGUGAUGACAAGGUGUCCACCAUUAUCAUCGACGCCAAUGCCUCCAUCUCCCACCUCAUCCUCCGUAAGGCCUCAGAGCUAGGCAUGAUCUCAGCAUUUUACAAGUACAUCCUCACCACCAUGGACUUCCCCAUCCUGCACCUGGACGGGAUCGUGGAGGACUCCUCCAACAUCCUGGGCUUCUCCAUGUUCAACACCUCGCACCCCUUCUACCCGGAGUUUGUGCGCAGCCUCAACAUGUCCUGGAGAGAGAACUGCGAAGCCAGCACCUACCCGGGCCCUGCGCUGUCGGCUGCCCUGAUGUUUGAUGCCGUGCAUGUGGUGGUGAGUGCCGUCCGGGAGCUGAACCGCAGCCAGGAGAUCGGUGUGAAGCCACUGGCCUGUACGUCGGCCAACAUUUGGCCCCACGGGACCAGCCUCAUGAACUACCUGCGCAUGGUAGAGUAUGACGGGCUGACCGGGCGGGUCGAAUUCAACAGCAAAGGGCAAAGGACCAACUACACCCUGCGUAUCCUAGAGAAGUCCCGGCAGGGCCACCGUGAGAUCGGGGUGUGGUACUCUAACCGGACCCUGGCCAUGAACGCCACCACCCUGGACAUCAACCUGUCGCAGACGCUGGCCAACAAGACGCUGGUGGUCACGACCAUUUUGGAAAACCCAUACGUCAUGCGCCGGCCCAACUUCCAGGCCCUGUCGGGAAAUGAGCGCUUUGAGGGCUUCUGCGUGGACAUGCUGCGGGAGCUGGCUGAGCUGCUGCGCUUCCGCUACCGCCUGCGGCUGGUGGAGGACGGGCUGUACGGGGCACCCGAGCCCAACGGCUCCUGGACGGGCAUGGUCGGCGAGCUCAUCAACCGGAAGGCAGACCUGGCUGUGGCUGCAUUCACCAUCACAGCAGAGCGGGAAAAGGUCAUCGACUUCUCCAAACCCUUCAUGACCCUGGGGAUCAGCAUCCUCUACCGAGUGCACAUGGGGCGCAAGCCUGGCUACUUCUCCUUCCUGGACCCCUUCUCCCCUGCUGUGUGGCUCUUCAUGCUUCUUGCCUACCUGGCCGUCAGCUGUAUCCUGUUCCUGGCUGCCAGGCUGAGCCCCUACGAGUGGUAUAACCCACACCCAUGCCUGCGGGCGCGCCCCCACAUCCUAGAGAACCAGUACACGCUGGGCAACAGCCUCUGGUUCCCCGUCGGGGGCUUCAUGCAGCAGGGCUCGGAGAUCAUGCCCCGGGCGCUGUCCACUCGCUGCGUCAGCGGAGUCUGGUGGGCCUUCACCUUGAUCAUCAUCUCCUCCUACACCGCCAACCUGGCCGCCUUCCUCACCGUGCAGCGCAUGGAGGUGCCUGUGGAGUCGGCUGAUGACCUGGCAGACCAGACCAACAUUGAGUAUGGCACCAUCCACGCUGGCUCCACCAUGACCUUCUUCCAGAAUUCACGGUACCAGACGUACCAGCGCAUGUGGAACUACAUGCAGUCGAAGCAGCCCAGCGUGUUUGUCAAGAGCACAGAGGAGGGCAUCGCCCGCGUCCUCAACUCUCGCUAUGCCUUCCUGCUCGAGUCCACCAUGAAUGAGUACCACCGGCGCCUCAACUGCAACCUCACCCAGAUUGGGGGCCUCCUUGACACCAAGGGCUACGGCAUCGGCAUGCCCCUGGGCUCGCCGUUCCGGGACGAGAUCACACUGGCCAUCCUGCAGCUCCAAGAGAACAACCGGCUGGAGAUCCUGAAGCGCAAGUGGUGGGAGGGGAGCCGGUGUCCCAAGGAGGAGGACCGUCGCGCUAAAGGUCUGGGCAUGGAGAACAUUGGCGGCAUUUUUGUUGUGCUUAUCUGUGGCCUCAUCAUUGCUGUCUUCGUGGCCGUCAUGGAGUUUAUAUGGUCCACGCGGAGGUCAGCAGAGUCCGAAGAGGUGAGGAGGUUGGCAAAGGGUGUGGGGUAGCAGUGGCGUCCAGGUUGGAGGGGCAUGAAGACUGUAGCACUGGGGGCCACACUGGAGGGAAACAG